AUGACUCUACGAAAGCUCGAAGACAAGGAUUUUGAGUCGUUGUUGCUAGAGCAACACGAAAAAGCAUUUAAAACAGUAAAGGACUACCUUGCGAAAGCCCCAGUACUUGCUUAUUACGACGUCACUAAAGAAGUAACAAUACAGUGUGACGCCAGUGAAACCGGACUUGGCGCCGUGUUGUUGCAAGAAGACUAG
Molecule: messenger RNA, 195 nt
Organism: Paramuricea clavata
Lineage: Eukaryota; Metazoa; Cnidaria; Anthozoa; Malacalcyonacea; Plexauridae
Source: the annotation of a GenBank genome assembly